AGCGCGGCGGGGAUGAGCGAGGAGGGGGCGGGCGGCGGGGCCAGGCGGAGCGGCGGCUUCCCCAGCCCUGUCCCCAGCCUGGAGCAGAUGCUGGCCUCCAACCCCGGGAAGACGCCCAUCAGCCUGCUGCAGGAGUAUGGCACGCGCAUAGGCAAGACCCCCGGCUACGACCUGCUCAAGGCCGAGGGCCAGGCGCACCAGCCCAACUUCACCUUCCGCGUCACCGUCGGCGACGUCAGCUGCACCGGGCAGGGACCCAGCAAGAAGGCGGCGAAGCACAAGGCAGCGGAGGUGGCCCUGAAGCUGCUCAAAGGGGGGGACAUGCUGGAGCCCGCCACCCCCGAGGAGCCCAGCUCUCCUUUCCCUCCAGAGCCCCCGGCUGAGCUCGGCCCUGCUGCAGCCCCCCCGGCACCCACCGUGCCCCCACCUUCGCCCAGGGGCACCCCCGUGGAGAUGAAGAUGCCCGUGUCCCCCCCCCAGUCGGAGUGUAACCCUGUGGGGGCUCUGCAGGAGCUGGUGGUGCAGAAGGGCUGGCGCCUGCCCGAGUACACGGUGACGCAGGAGUCGGGGCCGGCCCACCGCAAGGAGUUCACCAUGACGUGCCGCGUGGAGCGCUUCGUGGAGAUCGGCAGCGGCACCUCGAAGAAGCUGGCCAAGCGCAACGCGGCUGCCAAGAUGCUCGUGCGCAUCCACAACGUGCCCAUGGAGCCGCGGGAGGGCAGCGAGGCCGAGGUGGAGGAGGACCAGUUCUCCAUGGCGGGCCCCAGGCUGGAGGGGCUGCGGGGCCGGGCGCCCGGCUGCACCUGGGACUCGCUGCGCAACUCGGCGGGCGAGAAGAUCGUGCAGCUGCGGAGUCACCCGCUGGCACCCCUGGGUGCCGGCGCCUGCGCCCUGCUGCAGGAGCUCUCCGAGGAGCAGAGCUUCGCCAUCAGCUACCUCGACAUCGACGCCGUGAGCCUCAGCGGGCUGCACCAGUGCCUGGUGGAGCUGUCGACGCAGCCGGCCACGGUGUGCCACGGCGCGGCGCCCUCCCGCGACGCCGCCCGCACCCAGGCCGCCCGCAACGCCCUCCAGUACCUCCGCAUCAUGGCGGGGGGCAAGUGAG
Molecule: messenger RNA, 1105 nt
Organism: Rhea pennata
Lineage: Eukaryota; Metazoa; Chordata; Aves; Rheiformes; Rheidae
Gene: TARBP2
Product: TARBP2 subunit of RISC loading complex
Exons: 9
Coding region: 13-1104 (363 amino acids)
Biological process (GO): regulation of siRNA processing; siRNA processing; regulation of miRNA processing
Cellular component (GO): RISC complex; RISC-loading complex; cytoplasm
Molecular function (GO): pre-miRNA binding; siRNA binding; double-stranded RNA binding
Source: RefSeq, a predicted model, not a curated record